Messenger RNA from Orbilia oligospora ATCC 24927, 1005 nucleotides. RefSeq lists its product as uncharacterized. The transcript is spliced from 2 exons. Lineage: Eukaryota; Fungi; Ascomycota; Orbiliomycetes; Orbiliales; Orbiliaceae. The record is from RefSeq and is a predicted model, not a curated record. The coding region runs from base 1 to 1005 and encodes 334 amino acids.
AUGUCCCCACCAGCCCAAAUGGUAAAGGCAACGCUCAAAAUAGAUGGGGUCUGGAACUCCGACAAUUUUACCUUUGGCACCCUUUGCAAUAUUUUAUGUCAUACCAACGAACAAACGGCUCUUGAAUUUUUAGAGAGAAUCUUACCGAGGAUUGAAAGGCAAUCUCAAUGGGAUGAUAGAAAACGCUACUCUAUUCUUCUUGCCGCCUUAUUUUGCGGGGCUUUUAAUAUUUUGGUAUUUUUACUCCAUCGUGGAUACCCGUUUAGAGAGACCGCCGAAUUUUGCCACUACGCCCACUCUCCAAGAAAAUGGUAUGGGAAAUGGUAUGAACGGGGUAAAGAGUGUGAGCAUAUUAGUGAUAUACUCGCGAUACCUUCAGCUGCUGUGAUAGCAACCGCUUUAGGGGGGCGACAAAAAACAGUAUGGGAAAAAUCCCUCAAGGCAGUCUUCCCAGAGGUAGAGGUGGAAAAGAUAUUUGCGGAAGAUUUUCAGAAAUUACCAGUUAAGGUCCGGUUACUAUAUGCAGUUUGCUGGAACUGUAAAUUUCGGAGGUCCUUCCGCCCCUUAUAUGGGUUUUGCGAGAAAAAAGGUAGGAUUAGUUUCAGGCCAUAUAAACCCCGCGGUCUACAUGAUUCAAGGUAUACCAAGGCGAUACCAAAUCAGUGUGAUGGCUGCGAUUUUGGUACGAUCGAAUGUCCAAAUUGUGGGGAAAUUCCUUUGGAACUUCAAGAAGAGGAGUUUAGUGAAUCGACUUCAGACGAGGAUGACCAACUUCCCAUCCCCGAUUCAACAGUAUACCUCGUCUCCUCUGGUCCUCAAAUUGAGGGCCUGAGCCCGAAACUAUUAGCGUGGCCUAGAUUCUACCUACAGCACCUCGGGAUCUCGGGGAUAUUGAUAACGGUUCUAUCAGCGGUAGUAUCAUAUCUGCUCUACAAGUUGAAACAAUCAGAGAAUAUGCGGCAUAGUAUGUUAGCCUACAACAAAGAGCUGGGUCCUGAAGAGUAG